AUGGGUGUCAAGAAAUCAACGAAGAAGUUCCAGCAACGACGAUUGGGCGAUGUACUCGAACGACGAAAAGAAUUCGCCAAGAUCAGGCAGCGACACCAAAUCAACGACAAGAGGAAAGUCCGAAAUGCCGAACGACGCGAGAAAGAAGCAGCCGAGAAGGUGAUUGAUCCUGAAGAACUGGCCAAGGAAAAGGCAUUUGCGGAAAUGAACGUCGAUGAUUUCUUCGCUGGGGCGUUUGAUAUCGCAGACCCUAAGAAUAGCAAAGGAAACAAGAAACAAAAGAAGGACGUGACUCCCAAGAUCGGUAAACGGAAGCGCACUGACGAAUUUGCUGAGGAUAUUGAGUCUGAAGCUGAGAGUGCCGAGGAGGAACCUGGAUCAGACUUGGAUUCGGCGCAACAGUCAGAUGCCAGUAGCGUUGGGGAUUUUGAGGAACAUAAAGGACAAUUGGAGUCGCUCAAAGAGAAAGAUCCAGAGUUCUACAAGUAUCUGAAAGAAAACGAUGCAGAACUUCUUGAUUUCGGUGAUCAUGGCGAUUUAGCUGAAGUCGAUGAGUUGAGCGAGACGGAGGAAGGGCCAGCCAAGAAAAAGAAGAAAUCCAAGGUCGCAGAAUCUGAGGCUAUGAAGGACAACAUCGUUACCAUGUCCGAGGUGAAAAAGUGGCAGAAAUCUUUGCAGGAGCAAAAUUCCAUGAGAGCCCUUCGACAAGUUGUGCUUGCCUUUCGAUCCGCAGCGUAUGUAAAUGACGCCGACAACCAGGAUACCAAAUACACCAUUUCGGAUGCCGAUGUCUACCACCAGGUUCUGAUUACGGCAUUGGAAACCGUGCCAAAGGUUCUAGCCCAUCAUUUGCCAGUCAAAGAAACCGCAGGGGGUAAAGUCAAAGUUGCAGCCGAGUCGCAGAAAUUCAAAACUCUUAGUCCACUCAUCAAAUCACACACAUCGUCUGUCCAUCAACUACUUACGAACCUAUCUGAUGCCUCUACUCUCAAGCUGACGGUUGCAUCUAUCGAGCCUAUGUUGCCAUAUCUUCUCCAGUUUAGAAAAGUAUUGAAAGUUAUUGUGAAGAUGGUGGUUAAUAUCUGGUCUGACAACACCAACUCUGAAGCUGUUCGUGUUACCGGUUUCUUGAUUAUGCGCCGGUUGAUGAAAAUUGGCGAUGCUGGAAUUCGUGAGGCUGUCCUCAAAGCGACAUACGAAGGCGUCGUCAAAGGCAGCCGAAAUACCAACGUCCAUACCCUCGCAGGAGUCAAUUUGACCAAGAAUUCCGCGGCAGAGAUCUGGGGCAUUGAUCAGAAUGUCUCAUAUACUACAGGAUUCAGCUUCAUUCGUCAGCUCGCAAUUCACCUCAGGAGCAGUAUCACGAAUAAGACCAAAGACUCCUAUAAGACCAUAUACAACUGGCAAUAUGUGCACUCGCUUGAUUUUUGGUCUCGAGUGCUAUCUCAGCACUGCAAUGCUUUGGUUGAGGCGGAAGCUGGAAAGCAGUCCGCUUUGCGACCUUUGAUCUAUCCCGUUGUACAAAUUACACUUGGUGCUAUGCGGCUCAUCCCCACUCCUCAAUACUUCCCUCUGCGCUUCCAGCUUGCGCGUGCUCUCCUACGAAUCUCUCGUGCUACGGGUACGUAUAUUCCAUUGGCUCCGACCCUUUUGGAAGUACUCAACUCCGCCGAAAUGAGAAAGCCUCCCAAGUCGAGCACAUUGCGACCACUGGAUUUCAACACAUCUAUCCGAGCAGCCAAGUCAUAUCUCCGCACCCGCGUCUAUCAAGACGGUGUUGGUGAACAGGUUGUUGAGUUGUUGUCAGAAUUUUUUGUCCUUUGGACUAAACAUAUUGCCUUCCCUGAGCUGGCAUUGCCAGUUGUCGUCAUGUUGAAACGGUGGCUUAAAGAAGCAGGAUCACGGUCAACGGGCAACAAGAAUUCGAAGAUCAAUCAAUCAGUUCUACUUUUGGUGCAAAAGGUUGAGCUCAAUUCCCGAUGGAUCGAAGAGCGCCGAGCCAAAGUCAACUUUGCUCCAAAGAACAGGGCCGAAGUGGACAACUUUCUCAAGGAGACCGAAUGGGAGACCACUCCUCUUGGUGCCUUUGUCAAGACUCAGCGUAAACUACGGGAGGAGAAGGCAGCUAUUCUUGAACAAGGAAGACAAGAUGAAGAGAAGCAGCGACAAAAGGAACGGGAAAAUGUUGGUGAAGACGAUGUCAUGUCAGAUAUCGAUAGUGACGAUGCCAGCGAUGGGAGUGACGGCGACGAUGACGAGGAGUGA
Molecule: messenger RNA, 2265 nt
Organism: Talaromyces stipitatus ATCC 10500
Lineage: Eukaryota; Fungi; Ascomycota; Eurotiomycetes; Eurotiales; Trichocomaceae
Product: ribosome assembly protein Noc2, putative
Exons: 1
Coding region: 1-2265 (754 amino acids)
Biological process (GO): ribosomal large subunit biogenesis
Cellular component (GO): nucleoplasm; Noc1p-Noc2p complex; Noc2p-Noc3p complex
Source: RefSeq, a predicted model, not a curated record